AUGAGACGACAAAAACGUGCUCCUGCGAGGAGACCAAAUAAAGUCAGACCGGCUGCUCGAGUUACUACUGUGAAAAACAAGGAGGUAGAUGAUGAAGAGGGUGAGGAAGUGGAAUCGAUACAGCAGCCCGGACUUGCAAACCCUCCAAGAGAUGAACCUUCGAGGGUUGAUGCCAAUAUUUUGUCUCCAGAUAAAAAUGGAAGAAACAGGAAUGUUCUGGGAGUCAUUAUAUACGUGCUCUACAAAUACGUCUGCUGCCCGAAGAAAGAUGAAAAUGCUAUCAACACACUCCUAGGCAGGCCGGGUUAUCACGACGCAAAAACCUUUCAAGAAAUGAUCGAAGUCAAGAAAAAAGAAGAAGAGAGAGCCAUGAAAGAAGCCAUAAAUAGACAAGAUCGGCUAGACAAAGAACUCCUGUUGGAAGAGAUCAAAGCUCAAAAGAUUGAAGAUGUGGGGUUGGAGAUUAAAAAACUUGCUGAAAAAAGACAAAAAGAAAAAAAGAAGACUAAAGAUAGUCUGAAAGUGAAAACAAAUCAGUUAGAGAAAAUGGCAAAACUGCUUGAAGAAGAAAGAAUGCUAGAGAAAAAAAUUGAGUUUAGUAGAAAAAAAAUGAAAAGAAGAAGAAAAAGAAGAGUGAAGAAAAAAGAAAAAGAUAAUUUUUAUAUAGACUGA
This is a messenger RNA of Helobdella robusta, 672 nucleotides long. RefSeq lists its product as hypothetical. The coding region runs from base 1 to 672 and encodes 223 amino acids. The record is from RefSeq and is a predicted model, not a curated record. The transcript is spliced from 2 exons. Lineage: Eukaryota; Metazoa; Annelida; Clitellata; Rhynchobdellida; Glossiphoniidae.